This is a messenger RNA of Octodon degus (degu), 1174 nucleotides long. RefSeq names its product 39S ribosomal protein L45, mitochondrial. Gene Ontology annotation, cellular component: mitochondrion. Lineage: Eukaryota; Metazoa; Chordata; Mammalia; Rodentia; Octodontidae. The record is from RefSeq and is a predicted model, not a curated record. The coding region runs from base 12 to 932 and encodes 306 amino acids. The transcript is spliced from 2 exons.
UCGCCAACAAAAUGGCAGCUCCCUCGAUGCGCGGCUUGUCUUGCUUAAACAGGGCUUUGGGAUGGUGGUCUCGACAGCCCAUCCUGAUGACUCAGGUCUCAGCUGUAGUUCCAGUUAGAACUAAGAAACGAUUCACACCUCCUCCUCAAGAACCCCAGUACCUAACACAGAAGGAAUUUCUAGAAUACGCCCGGAAAGCCGGAGUGGUAAUCCCUCCAGAACAGUGGGACCGCCCCAUCCAUCUGGCCUGUACAGCUGGUAUCUUCGAUGCCUACGUUCCUCCAGAGGGCGAUGCUCGCAUGUCACCUCUUUCCAAAGAAGGACUAAAGCAGAAAACCGAGCGAAUGAGGAAGAAUGUGGCAUCACAACUAUCCGUCCGGAAGAUAAGAGAAUAUGAUGCCGAUUUUAAGAUAAAGGACUUCCCUGAAAAAGCUAAGGAUAUCUUCAUCGAAGCUCAUCUUUGUCUCAACAACUCCAACCACAAGCAGCUCCACACCUUGGUCACUGAGCACUGCUUCCCGGACAUGGUCUGGGACCUCAGGUACAAGACUGUCCGCUGGAGCUUCGUGGAGUCUUUGGAGCCAGCCCAAGUGGUUCAGGUUCGCUGUUCCAGCAUGGUGAGCCAGGGCAGCCUGUUUGGCCAGGUCACAGUGCGCAUGCACUCGAGGCAGACUCUGGCUAUCUACGAUCGGUUUGGCCGGUUGAUGUAUGGGCAGGAAGAUGUGCCCAAGGACGUCCUCGAGUAUGUGGUGUUUGAGAGACACCUGACAGAUCCCUAUGGGGGCUGGAGGAUGCAUGCCAAGAUCGUUCCCCUGUGGGCGCCCCCAAAGCAGCCCAUCCUUAAGACGGUGAUGAUUCCCGGCCCCCAGCCGCAGCCAGGGGAGAACCAAGAAGAGGCCCCUGGAGAGGCUCCCAGCCCUCAGCUAGCUUGAUGGGAGGAUGAAAUACUGGGAGCAGACCCGCAGCAUUCCCUGUCUAGUCAGGGAUUAUAACCUGAAAUAAAAUGCCAUUGAGUGGUGGGUUUUGUUCAUACUGCCAGUUCAGGAGGAGGGAAGACCAGCCUUCAGAUUGCAGAAGUGAAAGGCCUCGCGGUUGGCAGUGUGAUUUCCAGAAGUCCAGGUCUGGAGAAGAAUCAGUGUCUAUAAAAUAGGGCAGCACUCAAGAGUGUGUCUUC